Messenger RNA from Arachis duranensis, 1125 nucleotides. RefSeq lists its product as uncharacterized. Gene Ontology annotation, molecular function: DNA helicase activity. Gene Ontology annotation, biological process: telomere maintenance; DNA repair. Lineage: Eukaryota; Viridiplantae; Streptophyta; Magnoliopsida; Fabales; Fabaceae. The coding region runs from base 1 to 1125 and encodes 374 amino acids. The record is from RefSeq and is a predicted model, not a curated record. The transcript is spliced from 3 exons.
AUGCUGCUAUGGGAAUUGAAAUAUGAUAUUGGUUUAUUAAUCCAGGAGCAUGAUUCAAAUUUAUUGAAGUUGAAUGAAGAACAGAGAGUUAUAUAUGAGAAAAUUGUCAACUGUGUUUGUAACAAAGAAGGCGAAUGUUUUUUUAUAUAUGGAUUUGGCGGAACUGGAAAAACUUUCUUGUACAGGACAUUGCCAGCUAGGUUACGAUCUGAGAGGAAAAUUUUCAUUAAUGUUGCAUCGAGUGGAAUUGCAGUAUUGUUGUUACCAGGGGGUAAGACAGCUCAUUCAAUGUUCAACAUUCCAAUUGAGUCAAAUGAGGAUACUGUUUGCAGAGUCUCAAAGGGUAGUGCUAAGGCAGAAUUGAUUCGAUGUGCUGAUUUGAUUAUUUGGGACAAAGCACCAAUGAUUAAUAAGUUGGCUUUUGAGGCAUUGGAUAGAAUCCUUCACGAUAUAAUGUCGUCUGUGUCUGUUGUUAAUAAUGAUUUACCGUUUGGUGGAAAAAUAAUUAUUUUGGGUGUACCAACUAAUUUGCUUAUUGAUACUUCUGAUAAUCCGGUUGAAGAUAUUAUAAAUGUGGUUUAUCCAAAUAUUGUUGUCAAUUUUGAAAAUCCAAUUUUCUUUCAAGAUAAGGCAAUUUUGGCUCCAACAGUUGAAAUUGUUGAAGAGAUUAAUAACUACAUAGUUAAUUUUUUAUCGAGUGAAGAAAAGGAAUAUUUGAGUGCCAAUAUUAUUUGUGGUAGUGAUGCUUAUGGUGAUAUUGAUUGUAGUUGGAUAACCACUGAAUUUUUAAACCAAAUUAGAUGUUCUGGGUUACCCAAACAUUCUGUCAAAUUAAAGAAAGGGGUACCUAUUAUUUUGAUGAUAAAAAUUGAUCCAACUAGUAGGUUAUGCAAUGGAACUCAACUUAUUGUAAAAGACUUGGGAUCAAAUGUGAUUGUAGCCGAGGUUGUUUCUGGUAGUAACAUUGGUGAUCAACGUCCAGUAUUUUUCCAUGGUCAACUUUAUGUCGCUGUAUCUCGCGUAAGGAGCAGAAGUGGACUAAAGAUUUUGCUGCUUGAUGAAAAUUUAGAAUUUCCAAAUUUUACUGAGAAUGUUGUUUUCACAGAGGUUUUUGAUAAAAUUUAA